Molecule: messenger RNA, 2285 nt
Organism: Haliotis rubra (blacklip abalone)
Lineage: Eukaryota; Metazoa; Mollusca; Gastropoda; Lepetellida; Haliotidae
Product: RNA-binding protein 41-like
Exons: 6
Coding region: 45-1400 (451 amino acids)
Biological process (GO): mRNA splicing, via spliceosome
Cellular component (GO): U12-type spliceosomal complex
Molecular function (GO): pre-mRNA intronic binding; U12 snRNA binding
Source: RefSeq, a predicted model, not a curated record
UCUGGUAUUGUUAUGAGGCGCUCAGAUGGUGUUUUCGUCGAGAAAUGAACGGUAAAAUGUCAAAGUUUCACAACAGACGGAGACUUUUAGAAGACCAGGAUUCAUUCAGAAAGACCGGCGUGCCAUGCGGGAACCCUCAGCGGUAUGGCAGUCAGGAGGUGGUGCGGAUGGACCCGGUCACGUGUCUGGGAAAACACAAGCUGAUUGGUGGAGACCUCGAGACCGAGGGAGAAAAACAGUUGCAGGCAAUGGCCAAAAAGCAAUUGAACACAAAUGUUUCUCUUCGACAGCAGUAUGCCCAGCACCGCAGCUUUGCUACGUCGGGCGAGUACAAUCCGACAGCUAAAACACUGUGUGGAGUUUCCCAUCUUAAAGAGUACAAGGAGGUGGUGAAACAGGACGGCGCUGUGGAGGAGCUCAAGAAGUGUGGUCUGACAGCGGAGGAAGUCGAACUCAAACUGGGACAGAGAAAGUGUAGGUUUCACACCAUGAAAAGUCCCCCACAGUCGGAACUUAUUGGCUGUCCUUAUGGAGAAAGGUCAAGUUAUGGCCUUGACCCAGAAGUCUACAGAGGCCGACUUGACGAGAUCGAUCGGCGCAUCUCUGACAAGAGUAGAGCAGUGGACAACACCAGUAGAGCCAACACGGGCGUGAAGGAGAUGGGUCGCCAUGAGCUGGAAAUCGAACACAAACUCACAGGCGAGAACAGUCAAGCACGAUCCUUGUCGGAUUACCUAACGAAACAGAAAGUUAUAAAGGGCGAUCCAAACGAUCCUAUAAACCAACUGCCGGAUCUGUUGUCAGACAUUGAAAGAAGGGAGCACGGAAAGAAAGAGGGUAGGGGUGAACGACAUAGACUGGUUUACUCUGUGCGGGAUGACACAGAGGCUGGCGAGGACUUGGGUACAGAAAGGGAACGGUUUAUUGGACCUCAAAUGCGACCGGAAGCCCUCUCAGACGAUCAAGGACCUGCUCUAGAUGGCGCUGCUUCUCCACAACCUGCGACUGUAGAUGCGGAAGGUCGACGGAUGAUUGUAGACACGGUAGAAGAUGUACCAGAAGAAAUUGUAAAGAAAUAUCGCUUGGACCUCGAGGAAAUCCGGGCACUUCCUAGGUUUGAGAACUACUUUCAAGGGGAACCAUCAAACGUGUUGUAUCUGAAGAAUCUAUCUUCCCUUGUGUCGGAACGGGAUCUUGUGUCUCUGUUCGGCCGUUUCGAGGACGACAAGGUCAAGGUCGUAUACAGACUCAUGUCAGGCCGGAUGAGAGGACAGGCUUUCGUUACUUUCCCUAACACGGAGACCGCUACAGCAGCUCUGGAGCUUGUAAAUGGCUACCACUUCCGGGGCAAGCCCAUAAUUGUCCUGUAUGGAAGGAAGUCAGCCGGGAAGGUUACCUAGCAACAAGGUACGAGACCAGCUCUACCAAACAUUGGGGUUGGGAUGUAUGUUUCAACUCGCUGCUUAGCAAUAAUCAAUAAAUACAGCCUGGUUGUGAUAGGCAAACUUCAGGUAACAUCCAUUGCGAGUUUUCGUUGGAGUAAGUAUUGGAACAUCACUUUGACCUCUAGACCUCACCACCCUUUGCAGGACAACUUCAUCAUGGACAAUGUGUUUCCGGUGUGUGGUGGAAACAGACCACUGCGACGGACAGGACAUGAGAAAGGACAGGUUACGUUACACAUCACUGCCUGAUAUUCUAAACACGCCUGUACAGGAGGCUGCGACUGGUGACCUUUGUAAUCAUAUUUUCCUCAAGGAGGCUCCUGAAGUCUUGGUGUUGCAUUGAGGCAUAGCCAAAAUAUGUAUCUCAAAUUAACGCCAGCAUGAUGUUGUUGAUAAUGAGUAAUGUUGUUUAACCGCAUGUAAUUUCUGAGCGCAUCUACACUUAUGGAAGUCUUCCGAAUGGAAGUGACAUGGAGAUGCAACAAAAUCCACGUAUCCUUCAUUUAUAAAGUUCGCUCACAGUUCACCUGACAGGUCGCCGUACAGUUCACCUUACAGAUCCUCUUUUGGACGUGCCUAAAAAAAUGGGCCCCAUGCCUCAAAGCGAUCGUAGCGCUAAGAUGAUCGUAACUCCCAUACUUUAACAUAAACUUACGACUGUCGUAGCGUUACGAUCGUUUUGAGGAACGUGGCCCAAGUGUUUUUCUGAGAUAGGUCACAACUCGUUCCUAAUCGUAACCUGCAAGAAGACACCUGGAGUGUCCUGGCUUUUGACACGAGUGGUCACCAAUGGCUACGGAAGCCACCAUUACACUGAAUAAAGACUUCAGGUAUCCACCA